Lolium rigidum is the source of this 1514-nucleotide messenger RNA. Its product is annotated as chaperone protein dnaJ 10-like. NCBI's taxonomy places the organism in Eukaryota, Viridiplantae, Streptophyta, Magnoliopsida, Poales, Poaceae. The transcript is spliced from 10 exons. The record is from RefSeq and is a predicted model, not a curated record. Bases 90 to 1274 code for a protein of 394 amino acids.
CCCGCGAGCCAACAGUCAAGCAGCCGCUGGAUCCGCCCCCGCCCGCCCGGAACCGAAUCGGGGAGAGGAGAUCGAAGCUCGAGGAGGCCAUGGUGAAGGAGACGGGCUACUACGACGUGCUCGGGGUGGACCCGACCGCCUCCGAGUCCGAGAUCAAGAAGGCCUAUUACAUCAAGGCGAGGCAGGUCCAUCCGGACAAGAACCCGAAUGACCCGCAGGCCGCGGGGAAGUUCCAGGAACUAGGGGAGGCAUACCAAGUACUUAGUGACCCCGCGCAGCGCCAAACUUAUAAUGCCCAUGGGAAAUCUGGCAUCUCAACGGAAGGAAUAAUUGAUCCAGCAGCAAUUUUUGCGAUGCUAUUCGGUAGUGAGCUUUUUGAGGAUUAUAUUGGUCAAUUGGCAAUGGCAUCAAUGGCUUCACUUGAUAAUUUUGGGGAUGAUGAAAAUAUCGACACAAAAAAGUUGGCAGAAAAAAUGCAGGAUGUCCAAAAGGAAAGAGAAGAAAAACUUGCAGAGAUACUUAAAAACCGGCUGCACCUUUAUGUUCAAGGAAAUAAAGAGGAAUUUGUUCGGCUUGCUGAGGCCGAGGUGUCCAGACUUAGUGACGCAGCAUAUGGGCUUGUUAUGUUGAACACUAUUGGCUAUGUAUAUUCGAGACAAGCUGCAAAAGAACUUGGAAAGAAAGCAAUAUAUCUGGGGGUUCCUUUUGUAGCUGAAUGGUUCAGAGACAAAGGCCAUUUUAUCAAAUCCCAAGUAACAGCUGCAGCAGGUGCAAUAGCUCUUAUGCAGCUGCAAGAAGACUUGAAGAAGCAGCUGGGUGCUGAGGGCCAUACCACAGAGGAAGAACUUGAAAUGUACAUGGAGAACCACAAAAAAGUUAUGGUUGAUUCCUUGUGGAAGCUUAAUGUUGCUGACAUAGAAGCCACUAUAUCACAUGUCUGCCAGAUGGUGCUUCAAGAUCCUAAUGCCAGGAAGGAAGACCUGCGUCUUCGUGCCAAAGGACUGAAAACUUUAGGGAAAAUUUUCCAGGGGGUUAAGGUCAAUACUGUUGAGGGUGAAACGUCUCAAAUGAAGAAUAUAGAUAACAUGAAUGACAAUGCCGGUGGCUCCCCUGAUUCGUCACCAAAACAGGAGUCUGUAUUUAAUCCUGUCCCUAACCCUCCUCUUACUCAGAGUCCAUAUGUGGAGGCUCCCCAGUUCGGCGGAACCUACUGUUCGUUCAACUUCCCGAUGCCGACGGCUCCACCUGGAGCGCAGAGGGAUCCGAUGCCUUGAUAGUUGACACCAGAUUUCUUGUGCUGCCAAUUAUUUCUGUGUAAUAUUGCUCGUGCAUGGUGCGUCAUUUGUGCCUGUUGUAGUAGAGUAAACGGGGGAGUCGGUCAGAUAAACGGUUGUGUAGCAGCCGUGUAUUUGUUUGUGUACAGUUUUGUUGACGCUGCUGUUUACAGCAGCAGUAGGUCACAAUUGUUGUACAUGAUUUGGUGUUGUUUUUCCUGAGUUGAGGUAUCUUCGUAA